Messenger RNA from Cucumis melo (muskmelon), 856 nucleotides. RefSeq lists its product as uncharacterized. NCBI's taxonomy places the organism in Eukaryota, Viridiplantae, Streptophyta, Magnoliopsida, Cucurbitales, Cucurbitaceae. The coding region runs from base 302 to 805 and encodes 167 amino acids. The record is from RefSeq and is a predicted model, not a curated record. The transcript has a single exon.
CCCCUCCUCCCCUUCAACUUCCUCUCUUCCAUUCUCUCUCUAUUUCUCUUCUCUAUAAAUUUGCUAAAUUUAAUUUUGUCAGCCUGGCUUCUGGGGGUUUAUUUGUGAAAUUAUUGAAACGUAGGGAUUGGGCGUGGAGAUUUUUUAGGUUUUUAUUUAUUUAUUAUUAUUUUUUGCUUUUCAACAAAAGAAAAUAUAUUAUUUGCUGACGUGGCGUGCAUUGGGAGGGAGUAGUAGUAGUAGUAGUAGUAGGUUUAGGUUUAGGUUUAGGUUAAAAAAGAAAGAGAGAAGGGUUUGAAGGAUGAUGAAUAGUAAUACCACCAAAACGAUGCGUUUACCUCCUCGUAGAUUAAUGACGUCACCUAGGCCCAACAACAACAACAACAACAAUAAGAGGAAAGAAAGAGAGGGCCUUGAUGAUGAUGAUCAUCAUGAUGAUGAUGAGGCGGCCCACCAACUCUCAUUCACGGCUAAAGUACCGACGCCGCCGCAUUCGAAGCAGCUCCUUGCCGGCUACUUGGCUCACGAGUUCCUCACUAAAGGAACGCUUUUCGGUCAGACUUGGGAUAAUAAUCCAGAUCCGGCGGCUGCUAAUGCUAUUGCUAUGCCUUCUUCUUCUUCUUGUUAUUAUUAUUAUUCGCUCACUACUACGGAGGCUCAAGAGAAGCGCCAAGCCCAAGCCGAAUUGCACCACCACAAGAAUUACCAAUCCUACGUGGAGGUAGCUAAUUUGUUGAAACACAGCGGGUCCCACCUUCAAGGUAUUGUAAAUCCCACCCAGUUAGCUCGCUUGCUAAACCUAUGAUUUUCUUUUCUCUUUCUUUAAUUAAAAAUGAAAAAUGAAAAAUUCUAUUUU